This is a messenger RNA of Rhineura floridana, 1716 nucleotides long. RefSeq names its product caveolin-3-like. The coding region runs from base 98 to 574 and encodes 158 amino acids. Gene Ontology annotation, biological process: caveola assembly; regulation of membrane depolarization during cardiac muscle cell action potential. Lineage: Eukaryota; Metazoa; Chordata; Lepidosauria; Squamata; Rhineuridae. Gene Ontology annotation, cellular component: caveola. Gene Ontology annotation, molecular function: connexin binding; transmembrane transporter binding; molecular adaptor activity. The transcript is spliced from 2 exons. The record is from RefSeq and is a predicted model, not a curated record.
GAGCAGGGGGGAGAGGCAGCUCUGGCCUGACAGCCGGGGACAACUGGCCAGCUGCUCUUUUGAGUGAAAGAGGCUGAGCAGGGAAAGGCCUGGUGCCAUGGCCCAGCAAGAAGAAGAAGAAGAAGAAGUGACCCUGGGGAAGAUAGACUCCCGGGACCCACUCACCAAAGAGAUUGAUCUGGUGGAAAGAGACCCCAAGCAGAUCAACCAAGAGGUGGUAAAGGUGGACUUUGAAGAUGUGAUUGCUGAGCCGGAGGGCACCCACAGCUUUGACGGGGUGUGGAAGGCCAGCAAGACCACGUUUACAGUCAGCAAGUACUGGUGUUACCGGAUUCUGUCAGGGAUGCUAGGCGUGCCGCUUGCCUUGCUCUGGGGCUUCCUCUUCGCCUGCGUUUCCUUCUGCCACAUCUGGGGGGCUGUGCCUUGCAUCAAGAGCUACUUCAUAGAGGUGCAGUGCUGUGGGCGCUGCUAUGCCCUGUGUAUACGCACCUUCUGCGACCCACUCUUUGAAGCUGUGGGAAAGGUCUGCAGUGAUGUCCGAGUGGCCCUGCGCAAGGAACAUGCCAAGGACUGAGAGGCUCUGUUUGGGACCAGGACAGGACUCUGGGGUUGCCUUCUUCCUCUUGUCUCCUCAAGUCAGGCUAGGGUCCCAGCUAGAGUCCUGAUCUCAACACAUGUAAGCAGGAUCUGCCUGGCCAAUGGAGCUAUGCUUUUAACUCCUUGCCCCACAACCUGCUUCAUCCCUUUUUUAUAAGCAGAACCAAACCAAGACAAACUGGUGGCCCAAGGUGGAAAAUCCAAAUGAUAGUCUGUGAACACACAGAGAACAGAAUCUAGUGGGAAGUUCUUCUGCACAAGCCCCAUCACUGAGGCUUGCACAGCAGGCCUUCCCAGUAGGAUUUGCCUCAUGGGUCAUGGGUCUGUCUCCUAUUCUGCCACCCUGAACAUCUGUUACCUGAAGCAGCCAUCUCGCAGUGUGGCACAGUAUGAAUUCCUUUGUUGACAGAACUUGUGCCAUCUAGGUGUUUAAUAAAGGCUCAUCCUCACCUAGGACUGAAAGUCACAAGAUUUAAGGUUUCACCAACCUCAUCUCACCAUUGCAAUGCCAUCCCUUUAAAGCUAUGAUGUGCCAUCAAGGAUAGCCUUUCAGUGUUGCUCUUUCCCAGCAGGUGAAACAGCAGCACUAUGGCAACUGCCCAAGGGGGAAAGAGAGUGACAUCAGUAUGCUGGGGGAAAAGGUUCCUGCCUCUUGAUGGGAAAAGAAGGCCUCAGCACCAUUUCAGGAGACAAGCAGCUGGGUUAUCCUGACUGCUUGCCUCAGAUCAACAAGUGAAUGGAGAAAAUAGUGGUUCUCGAUUGUCAGUCUGUCCCAAAGCCUCAGGUUAUUCUCAAAUCAUACACAGUAGCUAUUCCCCGAUAGGCCUGGCACCCAAACAGACUAUUAACUAGUUUUUUUUUCACCCUUACCUGAGGUCAAACCUCAGUUUUAAGAUUUCAACAGAUUGGUUAAAGCAAGUGAAUAUUUUGUUGUUUUUCCAAGGGAAAGACACCCAUAUUUAAUCCAAGAGUCAUCAGCAAAUUCUAAUUUCUAAGUCCAAGUGCAGCCACUAAUCUCAAUUCCUACUCUGAACUGAAAGAUGGCCAUUUUCUUUUGAUAAAACAAAAAACAAAAAUGAAAAUACAUCUGCAAUGUAUGAAAAUAAAGUCCAAGCAAUC